Messenger RNA from Gastrolobium bilobum, 1569 nucleotides. RefSeq lists its product as uncharacterized. NCBI's taxonomy places the organism in Eukaryota, Viridiplantae, Streptophyta, Magnoliopsida, Fabales, Fabaceae. Bases 1 to 1569 code for a protein of 522 amino acids. Gene Ontology annotation, biological process: DNA topological change. The record is from RefSeq and is a predicted model, not a curated record. The transcript is spliced from 3 exons. Gene Ontology annotation, molecular function: DNA binding; DNA topoisomerase type II (double strand cut, ATP-hydrolyzing) activity; ATP binding.
AUGGAUUCCCAAGCCCAACCACGUUGCCUUUUCAAUUCUCCUAUUACUGACUCUGACACUGAGACUUCUACAAUGGUUGAUGCCUCGCCCAUGCUCCCACUCUCGUCCAAUGCUCUUGACAACACUCCCACCAGGGAUGUGAUAAAGAAGAAUACCUUCAAUCUUCAGCCAGUAUCCCCACAUGCUUCUGGUGAAGGUUUGCCAUAUGCACCUGAAGGGUGGCCUAAUCCUGGUGACAUAUGGGGAUGGAAAGUAGGGAAAAGGGCAUCCAGAUCUGGCUACUACCAUGAUAGAUACUUGUAUCUUCCAAUAUCACUUCAGAAGUCUCACAAGGGGUUGAGAUUCCAAAGCAAACCUGAUCUUAUACGUUAUCUUGAAUCGAAUUUUCCCAACUUGGAACUUGAAGCAUUCUUUGCUUCAUUUAGCUGGCAGGUUCCCUCAACUGAGCUAUCCCCCACAAAAGCUGUACCAUCUUCAUUCAUUCCUCUUCCAGGAAAGUCACUGGAAACUGGACAAGAUGCCACAGAAGAGAUUGCCAUCCAGGGAAAGCUAAAACGGAAAGCACAGCUUAGCAAUCAACCUUCUCGGAAAUCUUCCAGGCUAUUUCAUGUUCGUCCACGUUUACCAUCUGUUGUUCAAGAUGCAAAUGAUGUCAUUGACUUGUGCUCUUUGAACCAAGAGGCAAGCAUUGAGUCAACUGAGGAUUUGAAAAGCUCCUCAGGUUUUAAUUUGGAUCAACCUGCAAGCAACCAAAAUGGUCAGACUGAAAAUAAUCUUGUUGCUGUCUGUAAUUUGGUUGAUUCUAAAGAUGCAUCAGGUAUGCAGACAGCAGCCCAGAAAUCUCCCAAUGUAACUAUUACAGAGAAUUUUGAUGAAUAUCUCAAUACUUUGGAGGAUAUCCUUGUUCUGCCUCAUAAUGAUACUUUAUCAUCUGAUCCUGUGGUUCCUGCUAUCACUCUGGAAAAUGAAAUGAGCGAGCGCAGAAAGAAGCUUUCUUCCAUUCUUGCAGUGGACUUCCCUUCUUUGGUGUCUUCUAAUAAUCUUGUCGAAAUUGCAACACUUGCAUCACAACUUAGUAAAGAUCCUAGCCUUAGCAUUGAUCAACUGAUAAAGUUAAAGUUGGUGGAAGAUAUUCCUUUAGCCGGUGAGGCUUUGCAGGAGGCCAGGAGAACCAUUGAGGAGGCAGAAAAGUUCUUUGCUGACCUUGAGGCAAAGAAGCAUAAAGUUUCUAGUCUCAAAAAUGAGUACAAUGAAUUGAAGGACAAAGUGGCCAAGUUACAGGCAGAAAUAGAAACAAGCUCUUCAGCCAUACAAGAGAUUGAUGAUCAACUUUUGCAACUUCAAUCAAAACGGAAGGAGAUGUCUAAUGCCUUUGAAACCAUGCAGAAGAAAAAAGUUGAGCUGACUUCUAGUCAAACAAUGCUUGCCAACUCAAUUCCAACCAUCGUAGGUCAGAUUCAGCUUGGACAUUCUCAAAAACCAAAUUGGGAGCUGAAAAAAGCCAACUCUGCCAAGCGUGUAGCCGAGAUACAUGAAAGGUUCUCCACUUUAAGAGGGUUAACAUUUUAA